AUGAUCCCGGUUUAUCGAGUGGAAUUCGAGCAUGGUACAACUACAGGAAAACGAAUCAUCCGUAUCGAUGGAAAGGAAAUUCUCCGACGCGAUUGGAUGUUCAAAUUGGUGGGCAAAGAAUCAUUUCAACUCGGAACAAUGAAAUGUAUAAUUACUGUGGAAGCCUUGGGCACAUUUGCUUACGAGUAUUCCCUAGAGGUGAACGGAAAGAAUUAUGAAAAAUUCCGAGAGGAACAAAGUAAGAAGCUACUGUGUUGGGAAACUCACAUAGGUGGCGAAGAGACGAGAAUAGUGCUAGGUUAG
Messenger RNA from Cooperia oncophora, 303 nucleotides. Lineage: Eukaryota; Metazoa; Nematoda; Chromadorea; Rhabditida; Trichostrongylidae. The record is from the annotation of a GenBank genome assembly.